Messenger RNA from Gambusia affinis (western mosquitofish), 527 nucleotides. RefSeq names its product dynein light chain roadblock-type 1-like. Gene Ontology annotation, cellular component: cytoplasmic dynein complex; cytoplasm. The coding region runs from base 128 to 418 and encodes 96 amino acids. The transcript is spliced from 4 exons. Gene Ontology annotation, molecular function: dynein intermediate chain binding. NCBI's taxonomy places the organism in Eukaryota, Metazoa, Chordata, Actinopteri, Cyprinodontiformes, Poeciliidae. The record is from RefSeq and is a predicted model, not a curated record. Gene Ontology annotation, biological process: microtubule-based movement.
GCCUCCAGGACCGUGAACACACCAAAGUAGCCGUUGGGAUCGAACCUUAUAGUUUCCCGUCAACAACGGUUCUGUUAAAUGUCAGAAGAUUAAUUUUUGUUCGCGAUUUCUUCAGCUAAACGUUAAAAUGGCCGAAGUUGAUGAAAUAGUGAAGAGGCUGCAGGCUCAAAAAGGAGUGGAAGGAGUCAUCAUCGCUAAUUCUGAGGGAAUCGCCAUCAGGUCCACUCUGGAGGACCAGCACACGGUCCAGUACGUGGCGCUGAUCCAACCUCUGCUGGUGAAGGCCAAGAAGAUGCUACAGGAAAUGGAUCCCUCGGACGACUUCACCUACCUGCGGAUCCGCACUGAGAAGAACGAGAUCAUUAUCACUGCUGAUAAGGAAUAUUUCAUGGUUGCGAUCCAGAAGCCUGCACCCUGAAGUUGCCUCUUCUUUUUCAAUCUUUAAUCUUUAUUGAAAGUUUAUAUUUUAUCAUCCACACCAACAAUAUUCAAUGUUUCUUUAAAGAUGCUACAUCUUGUUUGUCCCA